Polistes dominula (European paper wasp) is the source of this 3007-nucleotide messenger RNA. RefSeq names its product trehalose transporter 1-like protein. NCBI's taxonomy places the organism in Eukaryota, Metazoa, Arthropoda, Insecta, Hymenoptera, Vespidae. The record is from RefSeq and is a predicted model, not a curated record. Gene Ontology annotation, molecular function: transmembrane transporter activity. Gene Ontology annotation, cellular component: membrane. Gene Ontology annotation, biological process: transmembrane transport.
UGUCAAGAAAGGUCAACGAACUAGGAUGUUUGAUUACGAUUAUUGUCGAAGAUUUAUUCAUGUGUAACGUGUGAAGAAGAGUGAUAGUAGGAGAAUCGUUCGAGAAAGGGACCUUAAUCAAAGUGAACGGCUUAUAAGAGGGCGCACGACAAAUGUUUCACUCACAGUUCAUCGAGGAGUCUCGCGAGUCAAAGCAAAACCUAAUAAUUCUAACAGACAUUACUUUCUUUCUUCUUCAUUUAGUUUCGUUCGAGUUAACGAAGUCUUAUCUUUAUUCUAGUUAAAUAUAUUAUCAGUGAUUCUCGAUAUUAUUAUCGACGAAUACCAAUGAAUUGAACAAAAAUCGACAAUUAUCCGUUAUAAAACGACUUUGUUGUUUCUACUAGCAAUAAGAGAAAGGCGUGUGUGAUUUAAAUCAAUCAGUCCAUUCAUUGGAAAAAAACGUUUGGAAUCUAUUGAAGAAAAUUAAUUGAAUUUCUUAUCUAAUCGCAUAAAUUGCUUUUACUUAUUGGCGACACAUCGUGGACAUAAGAGAAAUCGUUGUUGUUGUUGUUUUUGUUGUUGUUGUUAUUAUUCGGUGAGUCAUCCGAUAAAAAGAAAAUAAUUGCUUAGUCAUAAUUUAAUAGUGGCGUAAUGUAAAUGUAAUCAUAUGAUAAGCGUGAUUAUCGAGUAGUAGCGAAUGGAACGACAACAAAGACAAAUCCAAAAUGUUCAAAUCACAAAGGAAUCUCUACCAAUAAUAAGUUCUAAAUAAAUCGGAAGGAAAUUUGCAUAUUUUACUUAAUCACCAUGGUGCUCGGUACUAGCGAGGAAAAUGAAUCCAUGUUAGGGAACAAUCCGGCUAAAUAUACAAAAGUUGACAAGGCUAAGGAUGUCAUUGAAGAUAUUCAAAAUAACAACAGUAAUACAAAUUUGGACGGUUUGUACGAGGUGGAAAAUGUCAUAAAUCGAUACUCGUCGAAUUGGAAAGCAAUUUUUGCUCAGUGUUUAGUAGCUGGUGCUGUUUUAUUAUUGGCAGCCGGUGCUGGGAUGCCUAUCGGUUACAGCGCUGUACUUUUGCCACAAUUAUCUGUGAAGAAUGCAACCAUGUACGUAGAUCGCGAGCUCGGAUCGUGGAUAGCAUCGGUCCAUAGUUUGGCAACUCCGAUAGGAUCGCUGCUCUCGGGUUCAUUUCUAGACAUAUUAGGCAGACGAGGAAGUUUGCAAUUAUCCGCAAUACCACUUUGCCUUGGCUGGAUCGUAAUGGGUUUGGCCAAAAACAUUCCCACUUUACUCUGUGGUCGAAUCAUCUGUGGUGUCGCAGUUGGAUCUAUAGCUGUACCGAGUCAGGUAUUUGUAGGAGAGACCGCCGAUCCAGGACUACGUGGAAUUUUAGUUGGUAGCUCUUUUGCUGCCUACAGUUUUGGAAUACUUUCGGUUUACGCUUUCGGAGCAUUCUUAAAAUGGAACGUCGUUGCUUUUUGCAGCAUCGUUUUACCCAUUCUUGCUUUUUUUUCCCUUAUGUUCUUACCGGAAAGUCCCAUUUGGUUGAUUAGACAAGGAAAAAUUGAAAAAGCGAAAGAUGCUUUGUUGUGGUUGAGAGGAGGCGAUAUAGAACAGAUGAACACGGAAAUAACUAUAUUGGAAGCCAGAGCGAAACUUGAUGCUGAACAGAAAUCAUUAGCAACGUCAUUUGGUCAACGAGUAUCCUUGACGAUGUCCAUUAUCACUAGCCCUAACGUGCUUAAGCCCUUGUUCAUCAUAAACAUCUUCAAUGUUUUGCAAUUAAGUAGCGGGACCUACGUAAUAGUCUUCUACGCGGUCGAUCUUGUUCGAGACAUCGGUAGUGACAAUAUGGACAGUUAUUCAGCCGCCAUAAUAACGGCACUAACAAGAUUCUUUUUCUCUCUGCUAGCCUGCUUUUUAUUUCUUAAAAUUGGCAGACGUAGUCUUGGUAUUUUUUCAGCGAUAGGUACGAGCCUUGCUUCGUUUGUACUUGUGGCAUAUACCUUGAUAAAGACAGAAGAAUCCGCUAUGGAUGCAUACGUUCUUGGUAUAUGUUUGUUCGCUUACGUUGGCGCCAAUACCGUAGGUUUGUUCACGCUCCCAGGUUUGAUGAUCAGCGAAUUGUUACCGCAAAAUGCUCGAGGUAUCGCUGGUGGCUUCAAUUUCUUUAUUUUCAACAUUUUAGUAUUCAUCGCUACGAAAUUUUUCCCAGCGAUAAAUAAUGCAGUAGGUAUAACCGGUGCCUUUACUAUUUUCGCUAUAUUUGCGUUAUUAGAGGCAAUUUUUGUCUACGUUGCAUUACCAGAGACGAUGAAUCGUACGUUAGAACAAAUAGAAGAUUACUUUCAGCAAAGUAAUUUAUUAUGGAUUACCAGAUCGAAAGAAAAAAGACAAAAUAAUGAACUCACGAGACUUUCUUAAUUUUUGUCCACUGUCUCACAGUUGUGUGUAAAUAGAUGUGUUUCUUAAUUUUUAUCAAUAUGUGUGUCGAAUUUAUCUCUUUUUAAGAAUAAUUCUUUUUUUUUUUUGUAAUUGUAAGUAACGUAAGUUGUAUAAAGAUACCAUUGAGUAACAUAAUGAUGUCACUAAUAUAAUAAGAUAUUGGACUUGAUUUUGAUGAAACUCAUUGUACAGAAUAAUACUCAUGAUGUUGAUUAAACUAAUUGUACAGAAUAAUACUUAUUUUACAGACUUCACUUUUAUUUAUCGGUUCAUUUGCACAGAUAUGUUGAAUAACAAUGUUUUCUUCUUCUAGAAGAUAAAUAUAACAACUUUCUAUUCCGUUUAAAGAAACUUCGUUUCGAAUUAGAUAAACCUUGCAUACAUCUAUCUUCUGAACAAUAUGUCAUAGUUAUAAAUAUAAUUGUCGCAUUAUAUGUAAUAUUUUUGUACGAUAAAAGACAACUUUAAUAGAUUAUUUACUAUUAUUAUCACUGUUAAAAAAAAAAGAAGAAACAACAACAAAAAAUGGCAGAAUACGUUUGAUCUACGCAAUGAAACCGUUUCUAAUAAUACGUAAUGU